Uranotaenia lowii is the source of this 767-nucleotide messenger RNA. It is a transcript of the gene Vhl, whose product is annotated as protein Vhl. The coding region runs from base 190 to 657 and encodes 155 amino acids. NCBI's taxonomy places the organism in Eukaryota, Metazoa, Arthropoda, Insecta, Diptera, Culicidae. The record is from RefSeq and is a predicted model, not a curated record. The transcript has 2 exons.
UGUGACUAGAAAGGAAAGUGUGUUUAUUUUCGUUUGCAAAAUAUCGAUGUUUAAUUGUUUACGAAUAUUUUCGAAUAUUCAAAAAUGUAAAGGAUUCUAUUUCUUGUUGAUCCUUUUAAAUUGAUUCCAAAUUCCAGAUUGUUCAGCAUAAAAAUGUUAACAGUCUGAGAUACCAAAUCCCGUUGAGCAAUGGAGGGAGAUCCAAGUGUUAAAUCAGAGCAUGCAGAAAUCCGUUCGUUUGUGUUGUUUAAGAACGUAACCGAUCGCACCGUGGAAAUUUACUGGGUCAACUAUUCUUCCAAGUUAAUUCACUAUUCCUCACUGGAACCGUCGGCCCAGGUCCCGGUCAAUACAUACGUAACCCACCCGUGGGUUUUCAUUGACAAAGCUACGGGUGAGCGGAUGGUGGUGAACCAUCGACCAGUUUACUACCCUGCCGCAUGGUACACCAACAUUGAUCCCAACGGAAAACUAGCCCGAAUAGAAGUUCGAAUACAUUGUCCCCUGCGGACACUCAAGGAUACCUGCAGUUGGAAGAUAUUUGCAACCCUCACUGACAAGAAGGCCUUUCUCGAUCUCGAGCUGCCCAAGACGCUGCUCGAGGAUCUUCGGUCCUGCUACAAUCUCUAUCUGAUGUGUAACGACAGUUUAUCGUAAUAUAGAAUGUGAUAUUUUAUUAGUGGAUAACUUUUGAAUGUAAUUUGACGUAGACUUACCUUUAAUAUAAAAAUAAAUCAUGCUUUGACCAAAUAGAGUUGCGUAAUGAU